Cheilinus undulatus (humphead wrasse) is the source of this 1963-nucleotide messenger RNA. Its product is annotated as tripartite motif-containing protein 16-like. The record is from RefSeq and is a predicted model, not a curated record. The transcript is spliced from 7 exons. Lineage: Eukaryota; Metazoa; Chordata; Actinopteri; Labriformes; Labridae. Gene Ontology annotation, molecular function: zinc ion binding; protein binding. The coding region runs from base 64 to 1800 and encodes 578 amino acids.
UGGAGACGAUGGGCUCUUCAGUGGUACGGUUUCAGUGCUUCAUUAACCAAGAAGAAGUCUGAAAUGGCUGAGGCGGAGCAGGGGCUUGACGCGAAGUUAGACCCGAUUCAGUUCAUCUGCUUGGUGUGUCUGGACUUACCCAAGGACCCGGUCAGUAUUCAGUGUGGUCACAGUUUCUGUAAAGGCUGUAUUGAGGCUUUCUGGGACCAGAAUGAAGAGAAAGGAAACUACAGCUGCCCUCAGUGCAGGAAAAUCUUCAAUCCCAGGCCUGUUCCGGGGAGGAACAACAUGCUGGCAGAGGUUGUGGAGAUGUUGAAAAGAACAAACACCCAGCAGACUUCCUCCUCUAUUCCUGAGCCAGUGGCUGCUGCUGAGGCCUGUGCCGGUCCUACAGACAUCCCCUGUGACUUCUGCUGUGGGACAAACCCCAACAAAGCCACCAUGUCGUGUCUGAUGUGCAUGGCAUCCUUCUGUCCUGUGCACCUUGAGUCUCAUUCCAAAGUUCCUGUGUUGAAGAAGCACCAGCUGGUCUCUGCCUCAGUCCCGCUGCAGGAGGAGAUGUGCUCAAAGCACAACAAGCUGAUGGAGGUCUACUGUAAGACGGACAGGAAGUGUAUCUGCUAUUUGUGUGGUCUAGAAGAGCAUAAGCGCCAUCGUACAGUGUCUGCCACAGCAGAGAGGGCCGUGCAGCAGAAACAGCUGAGUGUGACCCAAAAGGAAAUCCAGGAGAGACAAAAGCAGAGAGAGAGGGAGCUGAUGGUGCUGCUAGAAACUCUGAAGGAUUUUAAGAAACGUACCCAGACUGCAGUAAAGUCCAGCGAUAAGAUCUUUGAUGAGCUGGUGUCCUCCAUAAAGAAAAAACAGACUUUUACAAAGCAGCUGAUCUUAGACCAGGAGAAGAGAGCAGUGGCUCAGGCUGAAGGGCUUCAGCUCCAGCUGGAGGAGGAAAUCACCAAGCUGAGGAAGAGAGACACAGAACUAGAGGAGAUUUCCCAUUUUGAUGACCACAUCCAUUUCAUUCAGACUUUCCAGUCGCUGUUAGCCACGUGUGAAUCUCCAGAUUUGCCCAAUGGUCCUGUCGCCCGUCCCAAACACAGCUUCAAAACUGUGACUGGCUACAUGUCUAAGCUGAAGACUGAGAUGGAGGGACUCCUGGAGAACACAUGGCCUAGCAUCUCUGCCAAAGUGUCCUCUGUUAAAGUUUAUCUGCAGCCUGAGCCAAAGACCAGAGAGGAGUUCAUGCGCUAUCGCUGUCCUAUGAAACUAGAUGAAAAAUUGGUCUCCCAAAAUAUGUCCCUUUCAAACGAAAACCUGCGGAUGACAUGUAAAACUGGGCAAAUGUGGGAUGGCUAUUAUUUUAGAACAAAACGGACUACUAGUACUGAGCAGAUGUGGUGCAGAGAGGGUUUGAUGAAGCGGUGUUACUGGGAGGUCCAUUUGUCUGGUUACACUUGGUGUGUGGCGGUGUCCUACAAAGACAACAGUGGACCGUCGUCAUUUAACUCUGUGUUUGGAAACGAUAGCAGGUCAUGGAGUUUGGAGUGUUUAACAAGUGAUUGCAUCUUCAGACACAACAACCGAACAAAGUAUGUGUGGAGCUCUCAGCUCUCCACAGUUGGAGUGUUCCUUGAUUAUCCAGAAGGUAUUCUGUACUUUUACAAUGUCUCAGGCUCAGAGAUGACUUUGCUCCACAAAGUUGAAACCACCUUCACUGAGCCUCUCUACCCUUGCAUCGGGCUGAGGGAUGAUGGCUCUCAGCAAGGCACAGCUUAUUAUGCAGAGCUGAUCAAGAUCUGGUAGGAGGUUUCAUUUUAGGUGAGUGUGUGAGCCUUGUAAAAACUUCUUUGUUUUCCUAUGAUGUCAAAAUAAAAGGAAGCCUAUUUGAUGUUAAGGAUGUUAAGAUUGUUGUUUUACAAUGUUACACUGUGUAAUCAAUGUUAUAAUAAAAACUUUGGACAAGUCA